Molecule: messenger RNA, 1027 nt
Organism: Homarus americanus (American lobster)
Lineage: Eukaryota; Metazoa; Arthropoda; Malacostraca; Decapoda; Nephropidae
Product: serine/threonine-protein kinase N-like
Exons: 7
Coding region: 38-1012 (324 amino acids)
Biological process (GO): signal transduction; protein phosphorylation
Molecular function (GO): protein serine/threonine kinase activity; small GTPase binding
Source: RefSeq, a predicted model, not a curated record
CAGGGUAGUGUGCACAUCGCAGCGCCCGUGUGUGUGUAUGUAUGUGUGUGUGUGUCAGUCACUGCCGCGCACACCUUCAUAUAUGUUGUGUGUCCCCGCUCGGUGUUACCUCCGCUCGCUCUCUGUUACCGACGUCCCCACUGGUCUGCCCAUUAUCCAGGAGCUGACCCACAAGUAUGGGCUGCAGGCGGAGCUCGGGGAGGCCACAUUGGGCCAGAAGUUGGAGGAACUGCGUGAACACAUCCGGAAGGAGAUACGGAAAGAACUCAAGAUUAAAGAGGGAGCCGAGAACCUCCGUCGAGUCACACCAGACCGGCGCGCGCUACAAGAUGUGAGUCAUAUGGUGAAGGAGGCCAACUCGAAGCUCUCCGCCCUACAGCAGGAGCUUCAGGAACUCGACUCACAGAUCCUCCUGACGCAGGGACAAGGGGGCUCCUCUCUCGACUCCUCCUAUAGUAACAAUUUAGGUCUUUAUCAUAGAGUGAGGAAUGCUGGGAAAGAUCCUCCUUUAUCACCAAUGGCGACCGAUGCUCAAGAGAAAUCCUUGGAACCUCUCUCCCUCUCCUCCUUCGACCAGAGACUAGUAUCCCUCGAGAAACAACUUGAGAUAGAGUUGAAGGUUAAAGCGGGGGCGGAGAACAUGAUACAGAUGUACAGCACGGGACCAAUGAGAGACAAGAAACUACUAGCGGAGGCCCAGCAGAUGUUAGCGGACUCUAAAGCGAAGAUCGAAUACAUAAAAAUGAGAAGAAUGAAAGCCAAGCAAAGCCAAACGGAAAACGGUCUCGACGCCGAAGGGAAGCCCAAAGGUGAGGCCUCCAACAAAUUCAACCUAGAGACCCCGGUGGAUGUUCGAAUUGAGGAGCUUAUCCAUCGGCUCCACGUAGAGUGCCGGUGUAUGGAGGGAGCCAAGAAUGCCGUCAGGAUGCUCCAGGCUAAUAAAGUCGCAGCCGACAAGAAAUACCUCCAAGAAGUGAGUGUUUCCCGACCCGUUCAUUCUACCGGAUCUUGACUCUCUUGGGUGCUG